AAAAAGAAUUGAGAAAAAAAGGGAAAAGACAUGAGUGCAAAUGUCCAAGUCCAAGAGGAUGCGUUAAAUCCAAAGAAUUGAAGCACAACCAACAUGGAACAAAUGGCGACAAUUUCAUUCUCAUUUGCUUCUCCUUCCAAGACCUUAAACCCAUCAUCAAUCUCCCCCCAAAACCCUACCUUCUUCCAUCUAUGUAAUCCCCAACACCUCAAAACAACACUAUCCCCACAACCCCUCUUUCUCAAAUCCACUCCUCCCAUUUCUCAUCUCUUUAUCAGGUCCCUAAAAACCCCACAAUGUCGUAUUUCUUCAACUCCAAUCACUUCCCUGUUUACCGGCAUAGUUGAAGAAAUGGGUCAAAUCAAACAACUCGGUUACACCCAACCCGACAGUUUCUCCAUGAUAAUCCAGGCUAAACUCAUUCUUGAUGACAUCAACCUAGGCGACAGUAUUUCUGUCAAUGGUACUUGUUUGACUGUUGCUGAUUUCGAUGCCCAGAAGUUGGAAUUUAGUGUUGGAUUGGCUCCUGAAACACUUAGAAAGACUUCUUUAAUCGAAUUGGAAAAAGGGUCUUUGGUUAAUUUGGAAAGGGCUUUAAGACCUAGUACUAGAAUGGGUGGUCAUUUUGUGCAAGGACAUGUUGAUGGUACUGGUGAGAUUGUUGAGCUUAAACCUGAAGGGGAUUCUUUAUGGGUGAAGGUUAAGACUGGGAAAGAGCUUUUGAGGUAUAUUGUGCCUAAAGGGUUUAUUGCUGUGGACGGGACUAGUUUGACUGUAGUUGAUGUGUCUGAUGAAGAAGAAUGUUUUAAUUUCAUGUUGGUGGCUUACACCCAGCAGAAUGUGGUGAUUCCAAUGAAGAAAGUGGGACAGAAGGUUAAUCUUGAGGUGGAUAUAUUGGGAAAGUAUGUGGAGAGGCUUCUUAGUAGUGGCUUUGUGGAUUCCAUCAAAUCUUCAUGAUAAAGGUAACCUUUCAUUUCAUGGACGUUGUUCCUAAUGCUUACUGAAUACUAAGCACUGAAUUAUGGAGGUCUCAGGUUCGAAACCCCCUGCCAACGACAGCAGGGGAUUUGCCUUCUGGGUCGAGCUCGUCGCACGGGGCUUGCCUAGUGCGGGUUACCUCUCCUGUGUGGUUUGCGAGCUAUUGCACAGGAGCUGGGUUUACCCUGUGCGCACCCAAAGGGUAGCGGCUGCGGGUUCCCAUGUCAUCAAAAAAAAUAAAAAAAUACUAAGCACUGAAUUAAGAAAUUGAAAUAUUUAUGGAACUCUUACAUCAUUAUUUAUUUAGCAAAACUUAUGGUGAGCUUAAACCAAUUUUCGUCUAAUGUUGCUUGCGUAUACAACCUCUCUACCCACAAAGAUAGAGGUAAGGUCUGCGUACAUCCUACCCUCCCCAGACCCCACUUGUGGGAUUACACUGGGUAUGUUGUAGUUGCUGUUGUUGUUGUUGCUUGCGUGUACAGAUAUGGAUAUACUUUUUGAGCAUAUUUAUUUAUCCUUUUUUCUAUUCAGCAAAUUCUUCUUGAACGAUGCAGGUAUCGCUUUAAAAAAUUUGGAUCAUCUAAUUAAUUUGUGAAUUGAUAGUAGUAUGAGCCCCUGCCUUUCUAUAAUGUUCUGAAAACUGGUAUUCAUGUGAAUCAAUGAUGCCUCCGCCAGCCUUCGAUAACUUUAACUACUCUCUGGUCAUGAGCCAGCCAAUCAUAUCAAUACGUUACUUCCUUUUCCUCUUUUGUUGGAAAAAAGCUGAAGUGACAAUGUAACAUACUGGAUGAUAGGAAAUUAAUAUGAACUUCAUCAAAUAUACCCCUCCGAAAAUUUUAAGCUCUUUGCCAUCAUUUUGCUGGAAAUAUUAACAGUUUGAAUAGGCUUGCAAUGCUGCUGAUUCUAUUUGCAGGCUUUAUGGCUAUUACUUUGAUGGGCAUCGCUGGUGGGAUUAGUAAACACUAAACUCUAUUGUUGUAUAACAUUCUCUUUGUAAUCCUCCUAGUAGUAGUGACACUUUCUUUUGAUCACUGUCCAUUCCGUGUCCCGGAUUGUGUUUCUGGUUUAAGUCUUUUCCUAAUUUUUUUUUUUUGAUAACUGUGGUUUCCGAGCCAGCUUGCUGGCACCUCGACUAAUUCCACGGGAUACUUGUCACCUCCCACCAGCAACAAGUACCUCUGUCCACCAAGGCUAGGUGAGAUGGGAAGAAGUCACCUAGUGUUUUUGUCUCUGUUGGGAUUUGAAUCUGAACCAUGAUGGUUCUCAACCCACAUCAUUGACCAUUAGGCCACACCCUUGGGUGCUUAAGUCUUUUGCUAAUUAUCUACAUAAAGUAUGACAGUCGAAUUAUUGAUGGUAUCGCAUUCCCAAGUGACAAGUCUAAUAUAAAAUUUCCUUGCUGUUUAAAAAAUUUUCAUUACUGAAAUAGUUUUAUAUAGAAGAAUAAAGUACCUUGUCAAUCUUCAACAAUAAAACUUAUUUGAAACUUUUGCUGUGUGUAAGGGAGAACUUUCAUGGUUAAUGAAUAAUUUUCCUAACAAUGUUUCAUUGUGCUUGUUAACUUACAAUCGCGCUGUCUGUACCUGAACCAUAUCAGCAAAUGACCACUAAAUGAGCUAACGAAUUGACAUUGUAAUUGUUCCUUCAGAUUCAUUUUGCACUAGAAGUUAGCAACUUAGCAUUACUGAAUGCAGACUACAGAAACCAGUAUACUAAAUUAGUUGUUUUGACUAAUGCCAAAAAGAUGAGUUAUUCAUUGAAAUCUAAAAGACAGGUUUUUGGGCCUGCAGAGAUCUCUUGACAUGCUUACAAUUUUUUGAGUUCCGGUGAAACAGUUAAUCACAGUUGAACAACACAUUCAUGUUCAGUAGUGCACCGUCUGCAUUUGACAUUUUAAUUUUUUAUAGCUAAAAUAUUUCGUGGUGAGAGUUGAUACAUAAACUCUCCGUCUCUGCCUUCCCAGUAACAACACUAUUGCAGAUAGUGCGAAUCCUAUGCCUCAAAGAUUGUGAUACUAAUGCUACAGUACUAGGGAGGAAGAUAUGAUUUCUGUAUUUCUG
This is a messenger RNA of Lycium barbarum (goji berry), 3038 nucleotides long. RefSeq names its product riboflavin synthase-like. Bases 94 to 957 code for a protein of 287 amino acids. Lineage: Eukaryota; Viridiplantae; Streptophyta; Magnoliopsida; Solanales; Solanaceae. The transcript is spliced from 2 exons. Gene Ontology annotation, biological process: riboflavin biosynthetic process. Gene Ontology annotation, molecular function: riboflavin synthase activity. The record is from RefSeq and is a predicted model, not a curated record.